This is a messenger RNA of Brassica rapa (field mustard), 2442 nucleotides long. Its product is annotated as pumilio homolog 12. The record is from RefSeq and is a predicted model, not a curated record. Gene Ontology annotation, biological process: post-transcriptional regulation of gene expression. Gene Ontology annotation, molecular function: mRNA binding. Lineage: Eukaryota; Viridiplantae; Streptophyta; Magnoliopsida; Brassicales; Brassicaceae. Gene Ontology annotation, cellular component: cytoplasm.
GGAGAUAAAAUCAAAGAUCCUAUUGUUUUUUUCAUUGUCUCUUUUUUUUUCUCUCUAAUUUUGCUAUUAAAUAACAUAAAAAUGGCUGAUAAAAAAAACAUAAAAAUGAUUCAAUAUAUUUACUCAGGAACUCUCUCUAUAUUUCUCCUUCUUCUUCACGCCGCCUACCAAAAAUAUAAACACUCUCUCUAUCCCUUGCACUCUCUUUGCAUUUUUCCUAGAAACUAUUUUCAUCUCUCAUAAUUCUCUCCCUUUUUCUUCUUCUUCUUUAUUAUAUUUCCUCUUGUGAAAACAAAAAUAUUUUCUUUUUCUUGUAUGGUUUUUUAAUCUCUCUUUUGUUUUCCCUUUCUCUCUUUGCGUGUGUGAGAUUUUUUUCCUCCUUCAUCACCUUUUGCCGAUUGGUGAUUUCAUUUGCUUCUUCAACCACACUGCUAAACAAAGCAUUGUCAUCACUCAUCACUGCAGUGAGUUUCAUCUAAACAUAUGGAGAUUUGAUCGGAACACUAAGAUCGGACCUUUUCCUUCUGUUUAAUAUUUUUUAGAAUUUUGGAGUUGGAAGUUUCGACUUUUUCCUCUGUUGAUAUGGAUCAUAGAAGACCAAAUGAGACAGAGUUUGAUGAAUUAGAGAAGCUUCUUGGAGAGAUUCCCAAAGUUACUUCAGGAAACGACUAUAGCUCUUUCCCUAUUUGUUUGAGCUCAGCCAGAUCAUCACCAUUUGAAGAACAGAGUACUCAUCUUCCUAUUGAUCGUGCAUUAACCUCUUCAUUUGCUGAAGGAAACUUAAACUUAAACACUCCAGGGAAUCCCCAACUUAUGUUCUUCCCUUCUUACCACUCUCCAAACACCUCACCUUGUGUAUAUACUGACAAGUUUGAUUCAAGAAAACUCGAUCCACUAAUGCUUAGGAAGCUUCAACAUGUUGGUUACUUUCCUAAUUCUCAGCCUCACCAUCAAGCUUUGGAUCAAUCCAAUAUCAACUGGAGGACUAUCGACGAAGAACAGUACAUGCCUAUGAACUCUCAUCUCCUCUAUCUCUGUAAUAACAAGUACCCUUCAAUGGAUACUUCUCCAAGACAUGAACAUUAUCGUCGCCACUCCAACAGAAACUUGUUUUGUAAUGGAGAAAACGGUGAUGAAAGCAUUGUGAGGAAGAAAAUGUACUAUCCGGAGAAGAUUUUAAUGAGAUCGCCACUCGGUUUAAACACUGCUAAAGUCAUAAAGUACGGUACUGUUGGAGUCAAUGAUGAUCUCGCAAUGAGCCUCAACAAUCUAACGUUACAUCCUCCAAAGUACAACUCUCUUGCAGAGGCAAGAGGGAAGAUAUACUACAUGGCCAAGGACCAGCACGGAUGCCGCUUCCUGCAGAGGAAGUUUGCUGAGGGAGAUGGGAACGAUAUCGAUAUGAUCUUUGAUGAGAUCAUUGACUAUAUCAGUGAGCUUACGGUAGACCCUUUUGGAAACUAUCUAGUUCAGAAGCUGCUCGAAGUAUGCGGCGAAGAUCAGAGGAUGGAGAUUGUUCAUUCCAUAGCUAGAAAGCCAGGACUACUUAUUAAAAUCUCUUGUGACAUGCACGGGACUAGAGUUGUUCAGAAGAUCGUUGAAACGGUUAAGAGACAAGAGGAGAUUGCAAUCAUUGUAUCUGCUUUGAAGCAUGGCGUUGUGACAUUGAUAAAGAAUGUAAACGGUAAUCAUGUAGUUCAACGGUGCUUGCAAUACUUGUUACCUCAAUGCAAGAAGUUUCUUUUUGAAGCUGUGAUGUCUCAUUGCGUUGAGCUUGCAACUGAUCGAUAUGGAUGUUGUGUUCUACAAAAAUGUCUUGCCCAUUUCGAAGGAGAACAAAAGGAACACUUAGUCUCUGAGAUUGCAUCUAAUGCUCUACUCUUCUCACAAGACCCUUUUGGGAACUAUGUUCUUCAAUAUGUAUUUGAUCUUAAGCUUCAAGGGGCAAUCAACGCCAUCCUCGAGCGAUUAGAAGGGAGCUACACCAAGUUAUCAAUGCAGAAAUGUAGCAGCAAUGUAGUUGAGAAGUGUCUGAAACUAGCUGAUGACAAACAUCAAGCUCGAAUCAUCAGUGAGCUCAUAACCUAUGGUUGUCUGGAUCAAGUUAUGUUGGAUCCUUAUGGAAAUUAUGUCAUUCAAGCAGCUCUUAAACGAUCCAAGGGGAGUCUUCAUGGUCUUUUGGUUGAUAACAUUAAACUUCAUAUCUCAUCUCUUCGUACCAAUCCUUACGGUAAAAAGGUCCUCUCUGCACUUAGCAUAAAGAAGUAACUCAGCAGAUUUGUACCAAAUGAUGCUGCUUGUUGUUGGUAAAGUUACCUUGUAAGUGUAAUGUAAUGUAACGUAACGUUUUUGAUUCAAAGAUCCAAAGAGACUAAACAUUCAGAGAAUGCCUUUAACCUAAUCUUAUAAUCAUCUCUGUUAUGAAAUAUCAUAUUAAAAGUU